AUGCGCCUGCUCACCGACGGCGGCGGCGGCCUCCCGUUCAAGAUCCGUUCCCUGGAUGCGUUCGGGCCGACCGUGCUGGCCGAGGGCACCGACGCGACGGGGGCGCUGUACUGGGUGCACGCGUGGACCGUGGGGCCAGGCGUCCGCGUCACCGAGGUGCGCGAGUACUACAACACCGCGCUCGUCGUGACGAGGCUCAGCAGCGGCGGCGCCGCCGCUGCGGGGGCAAACAUCGCCGCUGCGGCGGCGGAGAAGGCCAAGCCGCCGUGCUCGCAGUCGCAGUCGAAGCAGGUGUGGCAGAGCCGGCUGCCCGAGUAG
Panicum virgatum (switchgrass) is the source of this 318-nucleotide messenger RNA. Its product is annotated as senescence associated gene 20-like. NCBI's taxonomy places the organism in Eukaryota, Viridiplantae, Streptophyta, Magnoliopsida, Poales, Poaceae. The coding region runs from base 1 to 318 and encodes 105 amino acids. The record is from RefSeq and is a predicted model, not a curated record. The transcript has a single exon.